Molecule: messenger RNA, 1303 nt
Organism: Gracilinanus agilis (Agile Gracile Mouse Opossum)
Lineage: Eukaryota; Metazoa; Chordata; Mammalia; Didelphimorphia; Didelphidae
Gene: MRI1
Product: methylthioribose-1-phosphate isomerase 1
Exons: 6
Coding region: 80-1147 (355 amino acids)
Molecular function (GO): S-methyl-5-thioribose-1-phosphate isomerase activity
Source: RefSeq, a predicted model, not a curated record
UGUGGGCUUCCGACUUUCGGCUGCCACCGCACUGCUUGGCUCCCGGGUCUCGUCCCGGGGGCCCCUUCCUUCGCCUGCCAUGACCCUGGAAUCGGUCCGCUAUUCCCGCGGCUCUCUGCUCGUCCUGGACCAGCUGCUGUUGCCCCAAGAGUGCCGCUAUGAGGCCGUGACGUCCGUGCGCCAGGCCUGGGAGGCCAUCAGGGCCAUGAAGGUGCGGGGCGCCCCAGCAAUUGCCAUAGUGGGCUGCCUGAGCCUGGCCGUGGAGCUGCAGGCCGGAGCAGGGGGACCCGGGCUUGAGGCCCUGGUGACCUUUGUGCAGGACUCACUGAAUGACCUGGUGACCGCCAGGCCAACGGCCGUCAACAUGGCUCAGGCUGCUCGGGAGAUGUCCGAGGUGGCCACCCGGGAGGCUGGACGAGAAGGAGCCACAGAGGGUGCAGUCCGAGAAAGGUUGAUCUGCUGGGCAGAGCACAUGCUGGAGAAAGACAUCAAAGACAACCAGAACAUUGGGGACCUUGGGGCCCAGCACCUUCUGGAGCGGGUGGCACCUGGGGGUGGCCAGGUGACUGUGCUGACUCAUUGCAACACUGGCUCAUUGGCCACUGCAGGCUAUGGAACAGCCCUAGGUGUGAUCAGAUCUCUCCAUGCCCUGGGCCGCCUGAAGCACGUGUUCUGCACAGAGACACGGCCCAACAACCAGGGUGCCCGCCUGACAGCCUAUGAGCUGGUGUAUGAGGAUAUCCCUGCCACCCUCAUCACCGACAGCAUGGGAGCUGCCGCCAUGGCCCACAAGGAUGUGAAAGCUGUCAUCGUGGGAGCAGACCGGGUGGUCGCCAAUGGGGACACUGCCAACAAAGUGGGAACAUACCAGCUGGCCAUCACAGCCAAGUACCAUGGGAUCCCUUUCUACGUGGCUGCCCCUGUUUCCUCUUGUGAUCUGAGCUUGAAGACAGGUCAGGAAAUUGUCAUCGAAGAGCGGCCAAGCCAGGAGCUGACCAGCCUCGGGGGAACCCGUAUUGCUGCCCCAGGUAUUGGAGUGUGGAACCCAUCCUUCGACGUCACCCCUCAUGAGCUCAUCACUGGCGGCAUCAUCACUGAGCGUGGAGUCUUCUCUCCCAAGGAACUCCAGAUAGCCCUGACCUCCUGAUUGGACUCAGACUCCCAAGGCUCUCUUCCUCUACCUCCCAAUUUGAUUAUAAGAGUUUUGAGAGUGCUUUCCUGUCUAUUUAAAUGUCCCUGUCCCAAGCACAGUGCCUUGCUUAAUAAAUAUCUGUUGGAUUAAAUGUCCUGUCAAAAAAGUCAA